AUGAGCGAUGUGCUGCUAUCCAAGUUGUCAGGAGAACUCGCCGAUCUUGACGGACAAAUCGGCCAAAUCGAUCAACAAAUCAGUCAAUUGAGAAGGAAGAAAGCAGAGUUAACACAGAAGAAACAAGCUAUCGAGAGAAAAAUCGAAUUAAAAACCAACGAAGACUCUGACGUCGUUCUCGACAGAUGGGAUCGUGAUGGAUUCUCUUGGUCACAAGAAGCCAAUGAUAUUCUCAGAAACAAGUUCCAUCUUGAGACCUUCCGACCAAUCCAACGUGCCGCAAUCAACGCAGUGAUGAGUAAAGAGGACGCUCUUGUGAUUCUAAGCACAGGCGGUGGCAAAAGCCUGUGUUAUCAGCUACCGGCACUUCUAGCCAAGGGUCUUACUCUUGUAGUGUCUCCAUUAGUCUCUCUGGUCGAGGAUCAGAUUCUACAACUCAGAAAGUUGGGAAUCGAUGCGUCGAGUUUGAAUGCAAACACUUCGAAAGAGGAGGCGAAACGAGUGGAAGAGGCGAUCACUCGUAAUGAUUCAGAAUUCCGUUUAUUGUAUGUCACACCUGAGAAGCUCGCGAAAAGUAAACGAAUGAUGAAUAAAUUGGAGAAAUCGUUGGCUGUCGGAUUCUUGAAAUUGAUUGCGAUUGACGAGGUGCACUGUUGCUCGCAGUGGGGACACGAUUUCAGAACUGAUUAUGGAUUUUUGAAUGUGUUGAAGAGACAGUUCAAAGGUGUCCCAAUCCUUGGUCUCACCGCAACAGCCACCAGUAAUGUGCUUGAUGACGUCAAAGAUAUGUUAGGAAUUCAAGCAGCUUUAGUAUUCCGUGCUGGUUUCAAUCGUUCCAACUUGAAAUAUCAAGUUCUUCCAAAGAAAGGAAGCGAAGACGAGUGUGUAGAAGAGAUCGCCGCUAUCAUCAAAAAGCGAUUUUCGGGAGAAACUGGAAUUAUCUAUUGCUUGUCUAGAAAUGACUGUGAGAAGGUGGCGAAGUCACUGAAGGCACAGGGAAUACGUGCAAAACAUUAUCACGCUUAUAUGGAACCAAAUGAUCGAAGCGCUUGUCACCAGAGCUGGAUCUCUGGAAAAAUUCAGGUUAUCGUGGCGACUGUCGCAUUUGGAAUGGGUAUCGAUAAGCCUGAUGUUCGAUUUGUAAUUCAUCAUUCUCUACCCAAAUCCAUUGAAAAUUACUAUCAAGAGAGUGGAAGAGCUGGAAGAGAUGGGCGACCUGCCACGUGUAUCUUAUAUUAUCGAUUGGCGGACAUUUUCAAACAAUCUAGUAUGGUACAACAGGAGAGGACGGGUAUAGCGAAUCUCUACAAUAUAGUUAGAUAUGCAUACGAAUCGAGAAUAUGUAGACGGGUGAAACUGGCGGAGCACUUCGAAGAAGCUUGGGAACCAUCGUGGUGUCAGAAGCAGUGUGAUGUGUGUGAGAAGGCAACGGGUGGGGAAACGAAAAGUAUAGAUGUCAAUGAAGAAGCCAAGGCGGCGGUGAAGAUAAUCGAAGAGAAUCUAAACUCUGCAAAAGACGGAAGUGGUCGAAUCACUGGCAACAAACUCGUCGAGCUUCUAGCCAAAAGGUUGAAAGGGAAACGAUCACGAGAGUUUUGUGAGCGACUAAUCGUAUUUCUUCUCCUCGAAUCAUAUCUCCAAGAAGACUUUCAUUAUACCGUAUACUCGGUUAUCAGUUAUGUAGUCGUUGGAUCCAAGUGGAGAGUGUAUAAUGGACGGGAUGAGAUCCUAAUGACAGUGGAUGAUGAGAAAGGAUCGGUUUUGGCGUCAAGUACAAAGAGUCGAAAGAGGAAAGCUGUGAUCAGCUCAGAUGAAGAUGAUGACAUCACGGUGCUAGAUGAUUAG
Molecule: messenger RNA, 1845 nt
Organism: Caenorhabditis remanei
Lineage: Eukaryota; Metazoa; Nematoda; Chromadorea; Rhabditida; Rhabditidae
Exons: 4
Coding region: 1-1845 (614 amino acids)
Biological process (GO): double-strand break repair via homologous recombination
Cellular component (GO): chromosome; cytoplasm
Molecular function (GO): nucleic acid binding; 3'-5' DNA helicase activity; ATP binding
Source: RefSeq, a predicted model, not a curated record